This is a messenger RNA of Closterium sp. Naga37s-1, 3267 nucleotides long. Lineage: Eukaryota; Viridiplantae; Streptophyta; Zygnematophyceae; Desmidiales; Closteriaceae. The record is from the annotation of a GenBank genome assembly.
AUGUCGAAACCUCCUAUCUCCCAACCUCCCAUCUCCCACCCUCCCAUCUCCCACCCUCCCAUCUCCCACCCUCCCAUCUCCCACCCUCUUAUCUCCCACCGUCCCAUUUUCCCACCCUCCCAUCUCCACCAUCCCAUCUCCCAACCUUCCAUUUCCCACCCUUCCAUCUCUUACCCUCCCAUCUCCCACCCUCCCAUCUCCCACCCUCCCAUCUCCCACCCUCCCAUCUCCACCCUCCCAUCUCCUACCCUCCCAUCUCCCUCCCUCCCAUCUCCCUCCCUCCCAUCUCCCACCCUCCCAUCCCUCACCCUACCACCUCUCACCCUCCCACCUCUCACCCUCCAAUCUCCACCCUCCAAUCUCCCACCCUCCCAUCUCCCACCGUCCCAUCUCCCACCCUUCCGUCUUCCACCCUCCCAUCUCCCACCCUCGCAUCUCCCACCCUUCCAUCUCCCACCCUCCCAUAUCCCACCCUCCCAUCUCCCACCCUCCCAUCUCCCACCCUCCCAUCUCCCACCCUCCCAUCUCCCACCCUCCCAUCUCCCACCCUCCCAUAUCCCACCCUCCCAUAUCCCACCCUCCCAUAUCCCACCCUCCCAUCUCCUACCCUCCCAUCUCCCACCCUCCCAUAUCCCACCCUCCCAUAUCCCACCCUCCCAUCUCCCACCCUCCCAUAUCCCACCCUCCCAUCUCCCACCCUCCCAUCUCCCACCCUCCCAUAUCCCACCCUCCCAUCUCCCACCCUCCCAUCUCCCACCCUCCCAUAUCCCACCCUCCCAUAUCCCACCCUCCCAUCUCCCACCCUCCCAUCUCCCACCCUCCCAUCUCCCACCCUCCCAUCUCCCACCCUCCCAUCUCCCACCCUCCCAUCUCCCACCCUCCCAUCUCCCACCCUCCCAUCUCCCACCCUCCCAUCUCCCACCCUCCCAUAUCCCACCGUCCCAUAUCCCACCCUCCCAUCUCCCACCCUCCCAUCUCCCACCCUCCCAUCUCCCACCCUCCCAUCUCCCACCCUCCCAUCUCCCACCCUCCCAUCUCCCACCCUCCCAUCUCCCACCCUCCCAUAUCCCACCCUCCCAUAUCCCACCCUCCCAUCUCCCACCCUCCCAUCUCCCACCCUCCCAUCUCCCACCCUCCCAUCUCCCACCCUCCCAUCUCCCACCCUCCCAUCUCCCACCCUCCCAUAUCCCACCCUCCCAUAUCCCACCCUCCCAUCUCCCACCCUCCCAUCUCCCACCCUCCCAUCUCCCACCCUCCCAUCUCCCACCCUCCCAUAUCCCACCCUCCCAUAUCCCACCCUCCCAUCUCCCACCCUCCCAUCUCCCACCCUCCCAUCUCCCACCCUCCCAUCUCCCACCCUCCCAUCUCCCACCCUCCCAUCUCCCACCCUCCCAUCUCCCACCCUCCCAUAUCCCACCCUCCCAUAUCCCACCCUCCCAUCUCCCACCCUCCCAUCUCCCACCCUCCCAUCUCCCACCCUCCCAUCUCCCACCCUCCCAUCUCCCACCCUCCCAUCUCCCACCCUCCCAUCUCCCUCCCUCCCAUCUCCCACCCUCCCAUAUCCCACCCUCCCAUCUCCCACCCUCCCAUCUCCCACCCUCCCAUCUCCCACCCUCCCAUCUCCCACCCUCCCAUCUCCCACCCUCCCAUCUCCCACCCUCCCAUCUCCCAACCUCCCAUCUCCCACCCUCCCAUCUCCCACCCUCCCAUCUCCCACCCUCCCAUCUCCCACCCUCGCCUGCUUGCACCUCCCAGCUACCUGGAGCUGAAAUGCACAGGGAAGGCAGGCGGAGUGAGAGGGGCAUGGGGAGGAGGGAGGGGAGGGGUGUGGGGCGGCAGAAAGAGGAUUACCGAGGGAGCAGAGCAGUGGAGCAGCAGCACGCCAUACCUCCCGGUGUCACACCCACACGCCGCACAAGCACGGAGAGGGGUGAGGGGCGGAGGGAGACGGGUGAGUGGGGGCCGGUGAUCGGAGUGCUCUCUACCCUCCCUUGCCCCACCCUCUCACUCGCCUCCAAAUCAUCAUCACUCCCUUCCAUGCUCGCACCAUUCAAUCUCUCACACUCUCCCCUUUUCCUCUACCUCGGCAAUCCCUUCUGCCUCUCUCUCACCUCAUCCCUCUUCUUUCUUACCCUUGUUCACUUCAUUCUCCUCUUCCUGCACCGCGCACCCUUCUUCCAUCGCACUCUCUUCCUCCCUCCCACCACCAACUGCUUCUUCUUCUUCCUCCUCUCUUUCGCACAACACACCAGCACGCUCCGCUCCCUACCAUCGCCCUCCCUGGAAGCAUGCCCAUCCAUUCUACCCCUGCCGUCCUCCAACCUCUUGCACCAACAUUAUCUUCCAUUCUCCCCCCCUGCCUCCCUGACCGCUGCUGUCCAAUCCUAUGAACUAGGCACGGCAAGGCCUCCCCUCCCUCCCUCACACACUUGUGCUGGAAGCGGCAGGGCGAGGGGGCACACAGGCAGCAGACGCGCGGAAUGCACUGCUGCGAGCUGGGGAGGCUGCACGACCUGCCGUGGUCCCUCCUCUGCUCUGCCUCGCAUGCCACUACUGCAUCUAUCCUCCACCCGUUCUGCUCUAUCCUCCACCCGUUCUGCUCUAUCCUCCACCCGUUCUGCUCUAUCCUCCACCCGUUCUGCUCUAUCCCCACUGGAUCUCGCUCCGGAAUCACUCCUCCCUUGCAGUCGUGCUUCUCUCGCUGCUGCAGCAGGCAUGGAUGCAGAUAUGGGAGCAGGCAUGGGAGCAGGCAUGGGAGCAGGCAUGGGAGCAGGCAUGGGAGCAGGCAUGGAUGCAGAUAUGGGAGCAGGCAUGGGAGCAGGCAUGGGAGCAGGCAUGGGAGCAGGCAUGGGAGCAGGCAUGGGAGCAGGCAUGGGAGCAGGCAUGGGAGCACUUUGGGCAGGCUUCUGCGAGGCAGUGGCGGUGGGCAGCAGCAGGGCGUCGCGGAGAGAAAAGGCCGCCCCCACUGACACGCCCGGGGGCCAGGGGGAGGUAUCACGGUGGACGUAUGCUGGAUGGACAGUGGGGUGGGUGCUGGCGUGGAUGGUGGGGUGGAUGAGGGUGCAUGUACACAAACACAUGCACCUGCUGCCCGCUCGCAAGGCAGGCAGGGGGGUGAGUAGUGCAGGAGGCGGGCGGAGACGACGAGGUGGUCGAGACGCGACAAGCACCACUCGUGCGCGCCAUGGGCGCGCGCAGCAUGCGCUCUCCGCCGGCGCUACUACCAUGACCGUGACCGCUGAUUGCUCGAAGAUGGACCGUGAGUAG